CGGCGUCGUCUCAUAUCGAGGUUAACACUUGUGACGGUUGGCUUUGGCAGGGCAGUGUGUCAAAGAUUUGCCACUGAAGGUGCUUCUAAUGAGGAAUCAGCCAAUCAGACCCUGGAACUGCUGUCACGUGACCACAAAGGGCAGGAGCACAUGGCAUUAGGGGUGGAGGUGUCAUCAAAGGACAGUGUGGAGGAACUAGUGACAAGUAUGCAACUUCACUACUUCCAACCGCCCUCUGUGUGCGUGAAUGCUGCCGGGAUCACACAAGCUGAAUUUCUUCUCCAAAUGGUUAACCUCAAGGUAACACUUCGGGGCACUUUUCUUAUGACUCAGGCGGUCUCCAAGGCUCCUGUUUCAGCACGUGCUCCGAAGGGAUCCAUCAUCACUACGGGCAGUAUCGUGGGCAAGGUUGGGAAUAUCGGCCAGGCAAACUAAUCAGCAUCUAAAGCAGGGGUGGAGGGACUCAAUGGGCCCGCAGCCAAAGAGCUGAGCAAGUAUGUGACCAUUUUACUCUGA
This is a messenger RNA of Xyrauchen texanus (razorback sucker), 516 nucleotides long. It is a transcript of the gene hsd17b8, whose product is annotated as hydroxysteroid (17-beta) dehydrogenase 8. Gene Ontology annotation, molecular function: oxidoreductase activity, acting on the CH-OH group of donors, NAD or NADP as acceptor. NCBI's taxonomy places the organism in Eukaryota, Metazoa, Chordata, Actinopteri, Cypriniformes, Catostomidae. The record is from RefSeq and is a predicted model, not a curated record.